GGGGGCUCGGUGCUUCUGCAGUCUGAACAGAAACUGGAUCUCGGAGUACUGCAGUGGUAGCAGUGAGUGAACACACCCUGCGGCAGCCUGCAGAGCAUCCACACACAUACCAACACACACCUGCGCCGGGCGGACUGUCCAGGAGACGCACAGCUGCAGGUAAGAUCAUUGUUCAACGCGUUUCGUCCCGCAGCAGAGAGCGGGACGGGUAACUCCGGACCGGACGGGCUGACAUUGAGGUGUCAUUCAGUGCGGUGAAGGCUCUGCAGCAUGGGGACGUGAUUUAAUAUACGAACUGUUUCUGUUUCAUGGCGGUGCUUCGGGGGAGGUUUCUGAAAAUAUGUGGUCCGGAUGAGUCCCACACGACUCGGCCUGAGUUUGUUUUGCUCCUGCAGCUGAGUCAGACUUUCCGCGGUCCAUUAGCUCCUCCCCGGCCUGCUGCAGCCCACAGGCAUGAUUUCAGACUCUGCGAAUAUCUGAGAGCAAACACUAAACUCUGUUCAUUCUGAGUAUGAUGAACCGCUGCGGCUUGUCAUAUCUACUUGCCACAAAACGGAUAGUUAAAAAACAAUUCAUCUCCAGCUGCUAAUGUCCUUUGCUACAUCUGGAAAAUUCUGCAAGUCAGCACAUGAAUAUUUCACACUUUUUUGGUGUUGUAUUCUUGCAGUAGAAGAAGAAAAAUAUAAAAUAUAACAAAUAUAAAUGUGUUGGUUUGUAGGGUUAUAGUGCGUAAUGAGGGUGAUCUUGCAGACUACUGUCUAAAAACAGAUCACAGCUGCAGCCUGGGAGGAUGAUGCUGCAGAUAUCAAAACCUCCAUUCAACACUCAGAGCAGGGCCUGGUCUCUUCAUAGAGGCCACACAUAAUGAUGAUAAAGUACCAGGUAGGGCUAGGCGAUAAAAUGAUAACAAUAUAUAUCUUAAAAUUAAUUUCCCUCAAUAUCAAUACAAAACAUGGUCAAUAUGCUGUUCAAUAGUCGGCAUUUUGCCAUGUUUUGGUAGACUAUACAAAUAGCCACUGAAAAGGGGAGUUUCUCUGGGUCCACCUUGCGCUGAACCAAUCAUGUGCUGAAUUAGCACUAAGGCUACGUUCAUACUGCAGGUUAUGAUGCACAAUUCAGAUUUCUUGUUAAAUCCAAUCUUUUUGGAUACAACAACGAAUGCGGCAUCUAAUGUAAACAGAAUGCGUACGUGAAGUGACCCGCAUGCGCACAAAGCACAAAUUACUUUCCACGCCUGUUUGUGUUGUCAAACAAUGGUGACGUUUGUUGCAUAUUGAUGACGUAUAGGUAAGCGUCCACACUGCAGUCACAUCGGAUACAUAUCCGAUUUAUAUCCAUAUACAAAAGAGGCCUGAGUUGGAUUUGAAAAAAUCUGAAUUGCACUGUUCACACUUGAAUGAAAAAAUCAGAUAUGUGUCACAUAUGGUUAAAAAAUCGGAAUUGACCUGCAGUGUGAACAUAGCCUAAGUAGCAAACAACUGCGUAGUAGCAGGCUGCAGCUACAUGCAACCAUAGCACUUUAACAGCGCAAUGCCUUACGACGAUAUGCCGAAAGACCUCACAGGUGCAGUAGCCUAUUGUAUUGCAAAAGACAUGCUACCAAUAAGCACAGCUAAAUUUCAUUUUUAUAUCGUGAUAUAUAUCGAGAUGGACUGAUAUGAAAAAAUAUAUUGUGAUAACAAUUUUUCCCAUAUCGCCCAGCCCUAUACCAGGGAUGCGUCCAGGCUCUUAAACUGGGAUGGCCUAGACAGGGCACUGACUUAGACACCAACAGAUUAACCCUUUCUGUCAUAUCUGAUUGUAUCUACAAUAACUCCUCAUAUUAAAACAUUAUACAGAUGUUAUAAUGAUCCAUAUUUUUCAGUCUUUCUGUCAGUGCAGGAACCUGAUCAGGCUGGUCCACCUGGGAAACUCUCUGAGCAUUGGCCCCAGACUCUGAAGGUGAGUAUUCAAACAUCUUUUUUGUUUGACCUCACAAUUUGUACAGUCAGCAGACUUCCUGGACGUUGCUUUGUGCUGGAGGACAGUCUUUAUUUUUUGUAUUCUCACAAAGUAAAAAAAAAAAUAGCCACCUUCAUUUCAGUACUUUUAGCCAUCCAGCCCAUUUUUAAGAUAUCAUAGCUUUAAAUUAGCCCAAAAGCAAAACAAAAGUUGCCUUAGGACACUCUCCAUUAUGGAUUUAAAGACCCAACAGUAAUCCACUAUGAGGCAAAAAAAAACUCCCUUUACUGCCAAAAACCUCCAACAGAACCAGACUCAUAGUGAGCAGACAUCUGCUGUUAUUCACAAAUCAAACUGAGCCGCCUAAGGAAAAAGAUUUAAUGUUUUCUGUUGAUAUUACUGAGAAGUGAAGUGGUCCCAGCAGCAACCCUGUGGAACUCCAUGACUAAACCAGGCAUACAUAAACUCUGACAAACAGGUAUCAACCUGAUGAAAAUGGACUUAAACCAGCCUGUAAUACUGUUGUAUUCCUGUUAACAGCAGGAUGUCUCAGAAUGACAAAGACCCAAUGCCUCCUGUGGGGAAUCUGUCCCCAAGACAACUGCAAAGUCUGCUCAAGAUGGAGCCCAAGACCCUGGGGGUAAGUCUGUGAGCCAAAUGAUGUCUAAGUCUUUAUCUCUCUAAUGGACUCCUGAAAAUUUCUGGAAAAAUAUCACCCACUUUACUAUGCUGUAUGGGUGUAUGUUUGGAAAAGAGCAGAAGACAAAGCAGCUUCAUUACCUGUCCAUCCAUUUGAUCGUCUUCUUGUUGAAGUUUUUGCACAGUCUUUCUGGGUGUAGAUUCUUCCAGUGUUUCCAAACAUGUGAUAGACCCUCAGACUGUCUGCACCAUAAACCUGAUUGAGAGAUGUCCUUUAGGAGCACCAUCUCUGUGUGAAUAUUAUUUUGUUGUGUAUUUCAAUUUGCUGGUCCACAGUCGUAAACGUGUGUUUGAUGUGUGCCGUACGUGGGGUCAGCACUCUAGCAGCACCCUGAAAUGUGACAGCUGUUAACACAUCUGUCGAUCCUAACACUGUUUCCCAUGCAUCCAAACAGGUGUGCUUAUUAUUUCCUUUCCUUUACCUGCCAGGCAAUUCAGCUGGUCAUCGCAGGACUGAUUCUGUGUCUGAGUGCGUCUGUGCUGCAGGUGCAUGAGGUCCACUUCACAGGAGACAUCGCUCUCUUCCUGGUUGUGGUCAUACAGGUAGUUUUUUUUAAUUUUAAUUUUUAAUUUAAUUGCCAUCAAACUGUAUUUCAAAGUAAAUUGUUCCGUGACCCUCCAGGUGACGCUAUCUGGUUCAGUGUUGAUCCAUGCUGGGAGGAGCCCGACCCUGUUUUGGGUGAGUCUCAGGUGCCAAACCAUAACACAACCAGAGCCACACAUCUCAGUCAGAUGUUCUAGGUUUAAUGACUCUGGACCAUGAUCACUCCCAUCUGGCCCUGCAGGUGAAAGUUGUCCUGAUCCUCCACCUCAUCAGUGCUGCCUUCGCCACAGCCGCUCUGGGUCUGAUGUCCAAACACCUGCCGUACCGCCAGGACUCAUACCACUGUGAACACUGCCGCAGGCUGGAGCUGCACGCCGUGGUAAUGUCUCUAAAAGCUGCCUGUUAUUUAUCAUUAGAGUUAAUUCAUCAGACCUGAACGAUUACCAAAGACAAAGCAACACUGAGCAUUAGAUAAGAAACAAACUGAUCAGCGCUAAUGUUUACUUCAAAGUUACAUACAUUCACAAAAAAGGAUAUUAUUGUAUCUAAAGCUGACUGGCCUCAACAAGAAAAGAAAAUUACUGCAAAAUAAAAUUUAUAAAUGUGUCUAGCUUAAAAAGAUCAAUCUGGAUUUGGAGGAUCUGAGUCUUGUCUGGUGCAAGACUGAAACAAUGUUUGCAGGACAGAAAUAUGAUCCUAUAUUGAUAUGAUACACCUGUUUUAUUCAGACUGCAGGCAGGUUUAAAACGUUUAGGCCCUUCUGUAUGUGCACAUGGAAGAUGGACCGAGAAGGAGUGAAAAACUGUCUUGUGGUCUGAUGGAUCAAAAACUAACAGUCUUUUUAGAAAUCAUGGGAAGUAGUGGAAGUAGUGGGACCACCCAGCUUAUUCUCAGCUCCCAGUCCAAAGCCAGCAUCCCUGAUGGUGUUGGGAUCAUCAGAGUCUAUGUCAUGGGUAGCUGUCACAUCUGUGAAGGCUGAAUCUACAGGUUUAGGAGCAACAUCUGCUGCCAUUCUCCCAUUCAGCAGGGAUUACAACAGCAUGUCUCUGUAAAGAGUCCUGCUGCCAAACUGGCCUGCCUGCAGUCCUGACUUUUCCCCCAUAAAAAAAAAAAUAAAGUAAAAAUCAUUUGGAGCAUCAAAAACAGGACAAAGGAGACCUUGAACUGUUGAGCAGCUGAAAUCCUCUAUCAGGCAAGAAUAGGACGACAUUUCACGUUCAGACUCCAGAGCCUGGUCUGCUGGGUUCAUUAAGGUCUACAGAGAGUUGGUGAGAGACAUGAUACUGACAUGUUUCUGGCAUAAAAUUUAAGCAAGCCUAUAAUUUUGAUUAAUGUUGUCUUUGCAUUGUUUGUAAUUGAUACAGACUUUGAAUAAUUUGCGAACCCUCAAAUUCAGUUUUUAGGAAUAUUUCACACAGCUCCCAACCUUUUUGAAACUGGGGUUGUAUUUAGUUUGAAAAAACACAUUUUCAGAGGCUUUAACUAAAGUCUUUUCCGUGAAACAGUCUAAAACACAGAGAUUCUUCUGUUUCUGUAACACUUAGAGAAGAGCAGAAAAAAAUAAAAAUAAGAAAUCAGAAAAUGUUUGAUGAAUGCAGCUCAUAGAACAGGUGAAAUGUAUUUGGCAGUUCAUUUUAAUCAGCUGCUAACCUGACUCACUUCUGCAGCUUCACCUGAAAGAAAAAUAAUACCUACAGAGUUGUAAAUUUAUUUUAUGAAGAAACAGACUCCGUGUUUCUCUGUCUGUCCACUGCAGCAACAUUGUUUCAGGAAAUGCACCGGGCUGAUCGAGCAAAAGUGUAAAGUAAGUGACUGAACGCUGUUAUAAAAAUAUUCUGUCAGAAAGGAUUCACUGAGUCUGAUCAGCACAGCCUAAGUUCAUUCGGAGUCCUCCUCCUCGGUUCCUCACCGGGUUUCCUCAUUGGUUUCAGCUGCUGAUUGACGGGAUCUUGGGGACGCUGGUCAUCUUCCUGGUCCUGGAGCUGUUGAUCUGUAUCACCGUCAUGCUGUUUGGACUAAGCGUCCUCGCUGCAGGUGGAACCAGGGUGAGCUACCUGGGAUAUCUGAAAGCUUUGUUUGACCUGCAGGGGGCAGCAAAGUAUCAAGUCUGUUAAAAGUCUUUCACAUCCUGUCACCUUGAAGGGUGUUGUUUCCUGUUAUAUGGUGGUGUAAAAUUAAAUUAUAUGAGGGAAUGAAAACAGUAUUUUUUCACUGUCCUGGAUUAUGGAGACAGAUUCUUAUUCGUAUUUUUGUGUAUGUCUUGCAGACUUCUACUCAGCGACCCGUCUAUCCACAGAGCCGCCCCCCUGCAGUCACACCUGUUCCAGCUGUUCAGGCUGCCCCACCUGCUCAGGCCAUCUCAGCGGUGUAUGUUGCUCCAGCUGCAGCCGAGCAGACUCAGGUAGACCUCUGACCUCUGACUUUUUACUGAUUCACCAAGUGGAAUGAUGUGGGUAUAAAGCAUAGACUGUAUAUAGAAUGGACAGCGUCUGCCUCCUUGCUGGGUGAAGCCACUCCGAGAACAGCACCCUCUGUUGAUGGGCUGCAGUAAAGCUUAUGGGGCUGUGGACAAAUUUUAAAGAUUUAUUAUACACAACAUACAUUUUUUUUCUCCCCUGCUUGUGAUGUUGACAUGUAGUUAAAGUAAGACUGGUUUGUGCUCAAGUCCUCUUUUUUCUGUACAGCUCCAUUUUUAAAAGUUAUUAGGGGGUUCAUAUUUUCUAUGAUUGACACUUGAUACAGCCUAUGGGUGUACAAAGAUUGCGUAGCUCACCCAGGGGAUACGCUGUUUAAGCCGAGCAUCAUCACAGCGACUUCCCUGCCGAAUGCGUACAAUGCUACUGCUCAAGUGGUGGAGCACGUACAACGCUACUGCGCAAUGUUGGUUUCAGGGAGUGGAGAAAAUCGCAGAAAUACCGCGAGCUUUUCGGCUUCGAAUCCAUAUACUGGCAGAGGGCAGAACCAAGUUGUCCAUAGGAUAUACAGUCUAUGGUAUAAAGACAGAGUGUAGCCUGUAUGUGCUGUGCUGAGCAGAGUAUGCACACUGUGUACCAAAACAUUAGAUUACUUUCGGUGCAGAAAGUUUGUUUCCCUGCAGAGCUAUAAAGUCAAAAGGAGGGCUCUUUCUCAACAGGAUUUAAGGCUCAAAAUGACUUAAAGUUGCCAACAUGUUUGAAAGCUUGCAGCAGGUAAACAGGCUUUCAUGUUUGCAACAAAAUCCUUGUAGGAUAAUCUAACAACAGGAGAAAAAUAGGAAUUUGAAAUGGCAGGAUGCAGGGGUUUCUGGUUUACCUCUGUGUUGAGUGGUUCCAGGCUGUGGUAAACCAACAACUCCUGCUCUCUUCAAACUUCUGUUUUUGUGAUCUGGUGGCAUCCCAGAGAUGCCGUUUUAGUGAUGUACAAUAUUAUUGCCAUGACAUCAGAGUCAGCAGAUAGGGCCUAAAAAGUGAUUCAUUUGUAUGUGAUGUGAAAAGUAUUUUGAGAACUGAAUGUCUAAAGUUAAGGAUAAAAAUGUCAUUUAUAAAGGGCUGAAACACUCUGUGUCUCAUUUAUGUGUCUCUAAAACCAACAGACUGUCACAGUCAGAGGAGCAGCUCGAUAAAGAUGUGUGUCUUAUUGUUGGUCGGGGUAUAAUAUACUGGCAUAUUAGAUCUCAGCAAAUAUCCUGUUGUACCUCCAGAAGCAGUUCAACAUCUUCUAACAUUUUACAUGAUAACAUUCAGUUGAACAAAAAGGUUAAUUUCUCUGUAACCUAAAGACUCUGAAGAAGGAUGACGAUAAUCUGAAGGGUUUGCAAAUUAAACUUCAUCAGUGUCUCCCUCGGGUCAGUCUAAACUGUCUCUGUCUGCAGGUGGAGGUUGUCGUCACUGAACCAGACUCAGACCAGGUGGAAGAUAUCUCAACUCCACCCACUGAGCCUCAAGUGGAGCCAAUAGAGGUUGAAGAUGAGGCUACAAACCCCUAAACCACACACACACACACACACACACACACACACACACACACACACACACACACACACACACACACACUGUUCACUAUCACGUCAUGGUUUAAUCCCCUGUAUUCACACAGCAGCUGUUUCCAGAUUCACACUGCACCUAAAUUUACAUCCUUCUGAUGAUCAUUGCAGAAUAUUAGCUUAACCACUUGAUUACCAACUUACUUAUUGGUCAGAUAUUAAGAUUAGCUCUGGACAAACCAGGAAGGAUUUCAUCAGAGAGCAAAUUUACGACACCAGAGCUUUGAUAUUCCAGGCAAAGAGUAAUAAAUGUGCACAUUUAAAUGACAAAUGAAUAAAUUUAAUAAUUAAACGAUCAAGUAAUAGAGGUGCAAGGUGAAAAAAAAAGUUAAAAAAUACCCCUAAAUCAACAAGGAAAGAGGUUAGUUAGUUAAUGGAAAAGUCUGAGAUCUGUGAUAAAAGUUUAAAAGUUAUAAAUGUACAGCUGGAAUUGAAAAAUUAACAAGAUAAAUGUUAAAAAUGCAAGUAUAAAUUAAGAAGAUUACAGUUUUAAAAUUACAGUAAAUAAGCUGUAAAUUUAAAUGUACCUGAAUAAUAUUCUAAAUUCAUGAAAAAAGCAGAAAUAACAAGAUCUAUGUAUUGUAUAUGUAUUGAUUUACUCAAGGAAACUUUAAAGAGGACUGGACUAACAUGAGGGAGAGUUAAGGCGGGCAGGACCCAUCUGAGGGGUUGAAGGGUUUUUGGGGAUUCACACUUAAUGACUGGAGGAGGCUGAGCUGUGCCCUCCAUAUUCAUGUAACAGUGAUUAAAAUCUGGCUUUCUCAAUAACAAUAAAAGUUUCAGUUUCUUUAUCUGGCGGGAUAUCAGAAGAAACAGCUGCUGUGUAAAUAUCUGUUUAAGGGUGAACUCAUCUUUUGUGCCCCAUGCUGGUCACUGAAUGAAUAACUUAGGGGGCAGCAGACUGAAGUCAAAGUGGACUCCAGGACAUUGAUGUUGUUUUUAUAAAACCUGACAUGACAUAAAGACAGAGACAUACAGCACAUACUGAUGAAAUUAUUUUACAAAGGAGUGUCUGUUAAAAAUAUUUAUAUCUACUAAAGGUAAAGGUAGAGAAAUGAAGAAACAGAGAGCCACCGGACAGUAACAUGUUUCUCACUAUAGAGCGUGUAGCUUAUAUUCACUUCCCUGUAAUGAAUGUCCACGCUGUAUUGUUUAGACAGAAGGCAGAGUUAAUCCUGUUUUACUUGGUGCUGUUCAGCCUCUAGAUGUCUUAAUCCUGGAUAAAACACACUUGAUUCUUAUUGUCUGGUUAUAAAUUGUCCUUUUUCCAAUGAAGUCAGACCAACAACACUAAUAAGAGUUUCAGAGCUGUUAUUUUCAGACUGAUUAAUAUUGCUGUGGUUCAACCUAACAAGAGGACAGGCCAGCAGACUGGGGCUGAGCUCACACGAAAAUCACAUGUAUAAUCAAAAGUAUUUUCUGUGGCAGACAUCACCUCUCAAACUAAGAGGACUUUUCUAUGAUUUUUACUCUGUAUAUCAGUCAAACCUGUGGGCCUGGGUGGCAUGGAUCACAGUGUUUUCCUGCUCUGGGUUGUCAGUGUUACUUGUAGAAACCACAGGAUGGCAUGGUUUAUGAAUGUAUUUCAAUCACAGAAAAUAAAGUUACCAAAAAAUGAACCAAAGAGCUCUA
Molecule: messenger RNA, 8837 nt
Organism: Xyrichtys novacula (pearly razorfish)
Lineage: Eukaryota; Metazoa; Chordata; Actinopteri; Labriformes; Labridae
Source: the annotation of a GenBank genome assembly